AUGGAUAAGAAUUCAGUUAACAAAGAUAGUGAAGAAAAAGACGAAAGACACAAGAUUGAGGUUGUAGACGAUACAAAUCCUGACUUCAUCACUGCAGAUUCGGAACUGACACAAGAUCUGCCUGAUGAUGUAGAGGUUAUUGACUUGGUCCAUCUAAAAAUCAAAUCGUUAGAAGAUUUGAACCUUUAUAGGUUCAAGAAUUUGAAACAAUUAUGUCUCAGACAGAACCUGAUCGAAAGCAUAAGCGAAGUGGAAGUUUUACCCCAUGACAAGAUUGUUGACCUUGAUUUUUACGAUAACAAAAUUAAACAUAUCUCCUCUAAUGUUAAUAAGCUCACCAAAUUAACGUCUCUAGACCUGUCGUUUAACAAGAUCAAGCACAUCAAAAAUCUAGAAAAUUUGACUGAUCUGGAGAAUUUAUACUUCGUGCAGAACAGCAUUUCCAAAAUUGAAAAUCUGUCCACUUUGAAAUCACUGAAAAACUUAGAAUUAGGUGGUAAUAAGGUUCAUUCUAUUGAACCCGAUUCCUUCGAAGGUCUGUCAAACUUGGAAGAAAUUUGGUUGGGUAAAAAUUCCAUACCAAGACUUAUUAACUUACAUCCUUUAAAGAAUUUGAAGAUAUUGUCCAUCCAAUCUAAUAAAUUAAAAAAAAUUGAAAAUCUAGAAGAGUUGACCAAUCUUGAAGAGCUCUAUCUGUCACAUAAUUUCAUCACCAAGAUUGAAGGUCUAGAGAAAAACCUAAAACUAACUACUUUGGACGUGACCUCCAACAAAAUUACCUCCCUGGAAAACUUGAACCACCUGUCAAAUUUAACUGACAUAUGGGCCUCCUUUAACAAGAUAGAUCAAUCCUUUGAGAGCUUGGGUGAAAACCUGUCCGCCCUAUCACGCUUGGAGACCAUUUAUCUGGAGGGAAACCCUAUUCAACUGGAAAAUAAGACUUCGUAUAGAAGAAAACUGACUAUGAACUUACCUCCAUCCCUACAGAAGAUUGAUGCGACAUAUAUAAGAGGCUGA
Saccharomyces cerevisiae S288C is the source of this 1017-nucleotide messenger RNA. RefSeq names its product type 1 protein phosphatase-activating protein SDS22 (gene SDS22). The transcript has a single exon. Bases 1 to 1017 code for a protein of 338 amino acids. NCBI's taxonomy places the organism in Eukaryota, Fungi, Ascomycota, Saccharomycetes, Saccharomycetales, Saccharomycetaceae. The record is from RefSeq and is marked reviewed. Gene Ontology annotation, cellular component: nucleus.